AUGAAGUGGACAAGUGCAGCCCUCGCCACAUUCUCGGCAUCACAUCUCGUACACGCUUCGCCACAGCCACACAAGUCGUUCUUCUACGCUGGCCAUGAUCUCUCCUCAUUGAAGAUCCUCGAAGAUGGCGGUGCGACGUAUAAAGAUACAGCCAAGGGCAAUGCUACGCGACAAGCCGAAGAUAUUCUCGGCGAUGGCGGCAUGAAUACUGUACGCUUGCGCCUCUGGGUUAAUCCCACUACGUAUGAUCUAGACUAUAUCACGACAGUUGCGAAGAGAUUUCAUGAGAAGGGAUAUAAGAUCUAUUUGGAUUAUCAUUUCUCGGAUUACUGGGCGGAUCCUCAAAAGCAAUGGCAACCUACGGCAUGGCCCACAACUCUUCAGCCCCUCGCCUCCACUCUCCGCAAAUACGUCUCCGACACCCUCCAACACCUUCACAAAGCAAAUGUCGACACCGCAAUCGUCAGUCUCGGCAACGAAAUCCGGCACGGCAUGCUUUGGCCCCUCGGCCGCGUGAACGUCGAUGUCGAGCCCGAGUCCGCUCGUAUCGCCAACUUCACGGGUAUGGCCACGCUCUACGCUGCAGCGCGAUCUGGCGUCAAGGAUGCAGUUCACGCCGGGGUCCCAAAGCCUUUGACCAUGAUCCAUAUCGACAAUGGCUGGAACUUGACUCUGCAGAAGCGGUGGUUCUCGGCUUUGACCGCUACGGGCAAAGUCAAGACUUCGGAUUGGGAUGUUUUCGGUUUUAGCAUUUAUCCAUUCUAUGGCACGAAUGCUACUCUGGAUAAUCUGAAGACUAGUCUCAACUGGGUGGCGAACCAGUACUGCAAGCCCAUCCAUGUCGUUGAAACGGACUGGCCGGCGAUUUGUACCGGAGCUGAUGCUCCAGAGUUGAGUGAGCCGAGUAUUCCUGCUUCGGUUGCCGGGCAGCUCGAGUGGGUUGGAAAGGUGAUCGACGUGGUGAAGCAACUUCCGCGCGGCCUCGGGCAAGGGAUCAAUUACUGGGAGCCCGCGUGGCUGAAUAAUACAGGGCUGGGAAGCUCAUGUCAGGAUGCCAUCUUGUUCGAUUCCGAUUGGAGUCAGUACCCGAAUGUCACUGCUUAUAGCAGGAAGAGCGUGAAUAUGUUCAGGGGGGCUGCAGAAUCACUACUAGAGAGCGUCUAUAAGGAGUGA
Messenger RNA from Pseudocercospora fijiensis CIRAD86, 1173 nucleotides. Its product is annotated as glycoside hydrolase family 53 protein. Gene Ontology annotation, molecular function: glucosidase activity. Gene Ontology annotation, biological process: pectin catabolic process. NCBI's taxonomy places the organism in Eukaryota, Fungi, Ascomycota, Dothideomycetes, Mycosphaerellales, Mycosphaerellaceae. Bases 1 to 1173 code for a protein of 390 amino acids. The transcript has 4 exons. The record is from RefSeq and is a predicted model, not a curated record.